This is a messenger RNA of Xyrauchen texanus (razorback sucker), 2831 nucleotides long. Its product is annotated as cysteine/serine-rich nuclear protein 1-like. Gene Ontology annotation, biological process: regulation of transcription by RNA polymerase II. The record is from RefSeq and is a predicted model, not a curated record. The transcript is spliced from 5 exons. The coding region runs from base 358 to 2061 and encodes 567 amino acids. Lineage: Eukaryota; Metazoa; Chordata; Actinopteri; Cypriniformes; Catostomidae. Gene Ontology annotation, cellular component: nucleus. Gene Ontology annotation, molecular function: sequence-specific DNA binding; DNA-binding transcription factor activity, RNA polymerase II-specific.
CACUUUGAACUCUGCAGCCCUGUUUGAAUGAUAUGAUGUUUAGCUAUUAAACAAAUUAAAGGAAGUGCCGUCAGUACUGUAUUAUUACGGCAAAAGAGGAUUUUGUUGUAUAUUUUCGUCAUUAAGUUUGUUUUGUUGUUUCACUGUUCCUUCCUGUGUCUGCGUACACGCGCUGAGCGUCAUGAGUUGUGUUUUUUGUCCUCAUAUUACUGUGUACGCUAGGCUCUGUGGGGGGAGUUUUCCACUGACGAGCACACACAACUCAACAGCAGCUGAUCGCAACGAUAGAGUUAUUAGGUAAAUCGAGGAAUUAGAAGGAGGAUUUUGGUGCUAUCUUAAUAACUCUACAAGCAUCGUAUGGUCGUCUCUUCCACUCAUGAGACACGGGUGCAUAAUUACUGGAUCGCCAUGGCUACAUUGCAGCAUGGGGGUUUAAAGAGAAAAUAUGGGUUCUCAGAUGAGGAUGCCAUUUACUAUUCCUCAUCCCCCUCAUCACACUCUGAGUGGGACUCUGAUGAAGAUGGCGACCAAAGUGUUACUGUGGACAUUGGCCCCAUUGGCCCUUUUCCUUCCAGCCUUCACAUGCCAAUUUCAUCCAUCCUGAAGACGACAAAAAAUGCUCAGUCUAAAGGCAGUGUUGACUUUGGCCUGGUUACAGUGUUCUUCUUCCAGCGAUGUCAAGGCUUUAUCAGUGUGCCCAGUCAUGGUGGCUGUACACUGGGCAUGGUUAGUCGGCAUGCUGCCUGCCAGCAGUUCACACUGACAGAGCAUGCGGAGGAGCAGCAGCGCUUGCGAUUGAAGAGACUCCGUGAGCGACACGAAGAGGAGAGGCUGGAGGCCUUGAGACAAAGGUUGAUCAGUAGUGGCACUCACACAAUAGAAAAAGUGGCCACCUUGACUGUGAACGAUGUCCCAGAUGAAGAUGUUGAUCUCAUCAAUGCAAAGCUGAAGGAUGGGGAAUCCUUCCGUCCCUACUCAUCCAAACGGAGACGUGCAUUGCUGAGAGCUGCGGAUGUGGUGAGAAUUGACAGAGAAGAGAAGAGGCAGCUGCAGGAGCUACGAAAGUGGCGGGAAGACUGUGGCUGCCACUGCAAGGGCUUCUGUGAUCCAGAGACCUGCGCCUGCAGUCAGGCAGGCAUCAAGUGCCAGAUGGAUCGCACAAACUUUCCCUGUGGAUGUUCGAAGGAAGGCUGUGGGAACCCAGUGGGCCGCAUUGAUUUCAACUCCAGUCAUGUACGGAGUCACUAUAUCCACACACACAUGAAGUUAGAGCUGGAGAAGAGGCAGCUGGAUAAGAAGUUUGACCAGAACCGUCUAAUCACCACUGAGCAGCAGCCUGCUGAGGGGAACGCAGCCAUUACAUUUCCUAUAGAUAACGACUCCUCCCCAUUUCCUUCUCUGCUGCCCAGUCCAGCUUUCCACCUGAGCUCAGAUCACUGCAGGGAGGCAGAAAGCAGCUGUAGCAGUGACAUGACAGAUACAUCUUUCUCCUCAUCUCUGAGUCUGGACUCUGAGAUGAAUGGAAGCCCUCUCUCAGAGCGACCCAUGCUGGAUGAUGACGACAGAGGGCUGACUCACAUUCUCAGUUUUUCAGACCCUGAAUGGGACGAAUGCCCAUAUAUCAAAGAGUGUAAUCGCAGCAACAUGCAACAGUCAUUGAGCAAGGAUCUGUGCACAGAAGCUGCUGGCAGUAUAUCGGGCAUAUCCACAAAAGAUAACACACAGUCUGAAAGCAACAUCAGUACAUCUCAAUUGGAAUAUCUGGAUGAAAAUGCUAAUCAGGUCACAAUGCAGAUUGUAAGUGACACCUUUGAUAUACCCUAUACACCUUCUCCAUCCAGUGAUAAUACAGAAAACUGUUACUUGGACCUUAGUCUGUCCUCAGACUCAGACCUGCUCUUCUUUGACAGUUUCCAUGAGUACGGUCCAAGUUACAGCCAUUUUAAAGUGUACAGUCAUAUGGACUACAUGUCACAUAUUCAUUUUCCGAGCUGCCCCAGCCCUGCCGAAAUAGAGGACUCUGGCGUUAGUCUUCUGGAAUCUCUUGUAGGAAUUUCUUAAUGGGUAUCAGAGCAGAUCAGUGUUUGUACUGAUGUUUUAAACAAGCCUUGAUCAGUUACAAUUUGUACUGUAUGACAUUUCUUUUGAGAAAUAGUGUUAAUAAUAGUGUUUAAUAAUUAUUAUUUUUUGGAUAUUAAUAUAGAUUAUAACAAUGAAUGGCCACAGUGUAAAUUGAUUUUCAAAAACCACUUAAUGAAAGUUGGUGUAAAGUAUCAUGUCAAUUUCAAGUGCACAUUUUGUUGCUAAAAUUCACUGAAAGUUUGUGAUUUCAGGUAAAAUUUUAUAUUUAUACUUUAUAAACUACAGGCGUUUACUUGCUAAAAUCUUUUCCCUCUUUUUUCAGAAAUCUACACUCACAUCUUCACUACAUUAUUAGGUCUAAUUCUGAUUUAAUUGAAAAUGAAAAAUUCACGUUUUUAAUAGUUACAUUUCAGUAAAGAAAGUUAUAAUUAUUUACUUGGUCAUAAAAGCCUGUUCAUAUUUAUUGGUUGAAUGUGUUUUGCUUCAAAUGAUCAUGCUAGUCAAAGUUUUGUUUUGUAUAGCAUGGCAAAUGUAUUCGCUACUAUGCAUAAUGGCUCUGCUUAAUGUUUUUAUGUUUGUUUGUUUUUUAUUUAAAAGAAUUACAUGUACUAUAUUUUGUUUUUAAUCCAGACUGCAUUUGAUUUGAAAAUAUUUCAUUCUGGUAUGCCUACUCUAUAUUUAUGUCUAUAUUUUUUCCAAACUACUUUUCCUUUGUGGAACAAAUUGUUAGAAAUACUUAUUUAAAAUAA